AUGCAGACCAUUCCAACAUUAAGCAGCUUCAGCAUCGGUCUCUCUCUCUAUUUCAAGAAGAAUCCCUUUCCUUCAUUCUCCAAAAUUUCUCUCUCUUCCCCUCCCCACGGAUCAGCGCUUUGUAGGGCGAGUCAAGUGGCCGACUUGUUUCCAAUUGUGUCUCCUGAAAUUGUUGUUCGAGAGGCGAGGUUAGAGGACUGCUGGGAGGUGGCUGAGACUCACUGCAGUUCCUUCUUCCCUAAAUUUCGAUUUCCUUAUGACUAUUUGUUGAGAAUUAAUCGAGCCAUUGGAAUGUUAUUUGGAUACUCGAUACCAAAUGGCUGCAAGAGAACUUGCCUGGUGGCUGUAAUUGGAAGUUCAGAUCAAGAUGCAUUUUUUUCAGGGAAUGAUUUCAAAAUUGGAGUUUUUGAUGGAAUGUUUAGUCUAAAUAAGGGAUAUGUAGCCGGGAUAUUGACCGUGGAUACUAUCGCUAAUUUUCUUCCACGAAAAGGUCCCCUGCAGCAGAGAAGGACAGGAAUUGCAUAUAUAUCAAAUGUUGCUGUCCGAGAAAGACACCGUAGAAAGGGAAUUGCGAAAAGACUGAUAGCUAAAGCAGAGGUAACAGCAAGAAGCUGGGGGUGCCAUGCCAUUGCAUUACACAGUGACCUUAACGAUCCCGGUGUCACGAAGUUGUAUAAAGGGCAGGGGUUUAAGUGCAUCAAGGUGCCAGAAGGAGCGAAUUGGCCCCACCCGAGAAGUUCAUGUGUCUUCCAGUUCAACUUCAUGAUGAAGCGCCUCAAUCCUCCCAUCAAUUAUCAAGAAACUCUCCACUGCAAGGCUUCUAUAAUGGCCAAGGUGGUUAGACCAAUGAAAAGCACUCUCAGAUAUUCCAUGGCAUGCAUGAAGUUGGGAUCUAAGGCAGACGUGUUUUACCUGGAUGGCAAAACCUGGCUCUGCUCCACUGGCCUUCCAAGUGAUAUUCGCAUUGAAGUUGGCGAAAUAAGCUUCCAUCUUCACAAGUUUCCAUUGUUGUCUAGGAGCCGAUUGUUGGAGAGGCUUAUCCAAGAACUUUCCGAGAACGUGAAGUGCGAGGAGGAAACAAAGAGUGUUUUACAACUCUAUGAUUUACCUGGUGGAGCAAAAUCCUUUUUGCUCAUAGCCAAAUUCUUUUAUUCUGUUAGAGUAGAACUUACUGCAGUUAAUGUAGUGAGCCUUAGGUGUGCAUCUGAGUAUCUUCAAAUGACUGAGGAUUAUGGAGAAGGAAACCUCAUUGCAUUGACCGAAAGUUUCCUCAAUGACGUAUUUGAGAGUUGGGUCGAUUCCAUUAAAGCCCUCAAAACUUGUGAAGAGUUCCUUCCCCUCACAGAAGAACUUCAUAUAGUUCGUAGAUGUAUUGAUUCAUUGGCUGCAAAAGCUUGUACUGAUCCGAGUCUUUUAAGUUGGCCCGUGUCCGGACGAUGUGCUACUCAGAGUCAAGUGGAUUCUUCUCUAUGGAACAGGAUAAACUCAACUUCAAAGCAAGAUCCCAUGACUGAUGAUUGGUGGCACGAGGAUGUGGCAUCUCUUGAAUUGCCUCUUUUCAAAAGGUUGAUCCUGGCAGUUGGUUCCAAAGGCAUGUCACCAGAGAGAAUUGCAGGUUCAAUAAUGUUUUAUGCUAAAAGGCAUCUGCCAUUACACGGUCGGAAAUCAAGCUUUCAGAAUUGUAACCUUUCCAAUAUAUCAGAAGCAAAUCAUAGGACUCUUCUUGAAGAGAUAGUAGAAUUACUACCUAAUCAAAAAGGCAUUAUACCUACCAAGUUCUUGCUUAAACUUCUGAGGACAUCCAUGAUUUUACAUGCUAGUCCAUCAUGUCGAGAAAACUUGGAAAGAGGGAUUGGGGCACAAUUGGAUCAAGCAGUUCUUGAAGAUCUUCUCAUCCCAAAUACGGGGUACUCAGUUGAGACCCUUUAUGACAUUGACAGUAUUCAGCGGAUUGUUGGUCAUUUCAUGUCGAUGGAUCAAGAAGAAACUGAUUCUACCUCAAACUCUUUCGUAGAUGAGGAUCAAUUUGCUAGAGAUUCUUAUUCACUUGCGCCUAUGACAAUGGUGGCUAAUCUAGUGGACAGUUAUCUGGCUGAGGUGGCACCUGAUGUUAACUUGAAAUUAACUGAAUUCCUGUCACUUGCUGCUAUAAUUCCCGACUAUGCUAGAUCACUACAUGAUGGAAUAUAUCGGGCAAUCGAUAUAUAUCUCAAGGCUCAUCCCUGGUUAACAGACUCAGAAAAAGAACAGCUUUGCAGGGUCAUGAAUUUCCAGAAGUUCUCAGUGGAAGCCAGUACACAUGCAGCACAGAACGAGAGGCUACCGCUGCGCGUUAUUAUCCAGGUUCUGUUUUUUGAACAACUACGGCUACGGACCUCAGUUGCUGGCUGUUUCUAUGUCUCAGACAACCUUGAGAAUUCACAAAAUCUAUGUGGUAACAUUGUACCAACAAAUGACUGCAUCCCAAUGAGCUCUUUACGCAACGAGAUUCUCACAUUUGAUGAUAUGAGAGACCGGGUGUCUGAGCUCGAAAAGGAGUGCACGAAUAUGAAAGAAGAGAUGGAGAAGCUCGUGAAGACUAAGGGAAGCUGGAGCAACUUCUUUAGAAAGUUCAGUUUAAAAUUGAAGGCAAAGUCUUCAGAUCAAGAAACAGAAAACGCGCCCAGCAAUGGCGAAUCGAUGAGAUUGUUUUGA
Fraxinus pennsylvanica is the source of this 2694-nucleotide messenger RNA. The record is from the annotation of a GenBank genome assembly. NCBI's taxonomy places the organism in Eukaryota, Viridiplantae, Streptophyta, Magnoliopsida, Lamiales, Oleaceae.